Messenger RNA from Aspergillus puulaauensis, 939 nucleotides. RefSeq lists its product as uncharacterized. The transcript has a single exon. The record is from RefSeq and is a predicted model, not a curated record. Lineage: Eukaryota; Fungi; Ascomycota; Eurotiomycetes; Eurotiales; Aspergillaceae. The coding region runs from base 1 to 939 and encodes 312 amino acids.
AUGUUUUCAUCGCUCGAGAAACGCGGCGGCCCCUAUGCCUCGACAGCCGCUGGUCUAGGGGGCCUUCCCAGCAAUAUUCCCGAUACCCCUAUUUGCGCAGUCUUCAUGGCUCUUUACAUUUGUUUCGCGGUGGCCAACAUGACGAUCUUGCAGAAGAACAACAGAAGAAGCCAUAAAUUUGUCUUGUCAGGGAUGAUGUUUGGUUUUUGUAUGGCUCGGAUCACAACUCUCAUCCUGCGCAUUGUCUGGGCCAAUCGCCAACACAACGUCCGCGUUGGAAUCGCCGCAAACAUCCUCGUCAAUGCCGGUAUUCUGCUAGUCUACAUCAUCAACCUGAUCCUCGCCCAACGUAUACUCCGUGCCAAACAGCCUCGCAUUGGAUGGCACCCGAUCCCGCGCACCGGUAGCAAGGUCUUCUACUAUUUGAUACCUGGUGCUCUCAUCAUGGUCAUCACGGCUACGGUGAUUUCGAUGUACACGCUCAACCCAACGGUCCAAACCCGCUGCCGCGAUGUGCAACUGGCCGCGAUUACCUACUUGCUCGUCUUCACCUGCCUCCCACUACUCCAUGUCAUUCCGGCCGUUGCCUUGCCACGGUCCAAAGAUGAAGAGACAUUUGGGGAAGGCAGCAUGAACGCAAAAGUGAUCAUCAUUACCCUCUCCAGCUGCAUGUGUAUCUUGAUCUCAGGCUUCAAGGCUGGUACGACGUGGAGUCCACCGAGACCGGCAUCAAACCCAGCCUGGUACCAUGGCAAGGCCGCCUUUUAUGUUUUCAACUUUAUGCUGGAGAUCCUGAUUCUGUGCCUGUUAACCUUCAGCCGCAUCGAUAAGCGAUUCCACGUUCCCAACGGCUCCACGCAGCCUGGCGACUAUAGCGGUAUGGAAAGGAAAGAGUCCGAGGAGCGGGAGGUUGCCGCUGAGCCCAAGACCCAGGUUUAG